UCCUCCGCCCCUCCUGCAGGCCUUUGGAGGAAAGUGAAAGUGAAAGGGGGAAGAGGCGGCUUCGGAGCUGAGAAGAAGAUCGCGGAGCCAUGAAGCCCCUGUCCCUGCUCCUCGCUGUGGCUCUGGGCUCGGCGACCGCCGUCUUGGCGGGACCCGCAGUGAUAGAGUGCUGGUUCGUGGAGGAUGCGGGAGGGGGCCAGUUGUCCAAGAAACCCGCUGCACUGCUGCUGCGCCAGGGCCCGGAGAGCCCACCUCCCCGGCCGGACCUCGACCCAGAGCGCUACCUCAAAGUGCAUGACCCUGCGGGCACCCUCCUGGCCGCCUUCACGCUAUACCCGCGGGACGCCCCCGCGCCACGCUGCGAAAUGACCCACUAUGUCCCGCUCCCUGCCUCGGCGAACUGGGUCAGCGGCUUGACCCCGGAGCAGAGCUGCCCGCGGGCCCUGGAUGGGACUUGGCUCAUGGUCAGCAUGUCCAGCCCGGUCCUCAGCCUCUCCAGCCUCCUUCGACCACAGUCCAAGCCUCAGCCGGAGCCUGCUCUCAUCACCAUAGCAACAGCUGUGCUGACUGUCCUCAGUCACACCCCCACCCCUCGCAUCCUAAUGGGACAAGAUGCCCUGCUGGACUUGAGCUUUGCCUACGCGCCCCCCACCCCCAACGCUGCUACCUCUCUGGCCCCAGGUCCCCCUCCCUUUGGGCUGGAAUGGCGACGCCAGCACCUGGGUAAGGGGCACCUGAUGCUGGCUGCGACUCCUGGGCUGAGUGGGCAAAUGCCAGUUGCCCGAGAGGGGGCGGUGGCAUUUGCUGCUUGGGAUGAUGAUGAGCCCCUGGGGCCAUGGACCGGAAAUGGGACCUUCUGGCUGCCUGCAGUGCAGCCCUUCCAGGAGGGCACCUAUCUAGCUACUGUACACCUGCCAUACCUGCAAGGGCAGACCACCCUGGAGCUUGCUGUACACAAGCCCCCCAAGGUGGCCCUGACACCAGCACCUCUUAUAUGGGCUGCCCCCAGUGAGGCACCCCCGGAGCUGCUCUGCCUCGUGUCCCACUUCUACCCCUCCGAGGGCCUAGAGGUGGAGUGGGAGCUCUGGGGUGGCCCAGAGGGUCGCUUUCAGAAGGCCGAGGGGCAGAGGUGGCUCUCCGGCCUGAGUCAUCACUCAGAUGGCUCCUUGAGCCUCUCUGCACACCUGCAGCCACCCCCGGUCACCACCGGGCAGCAUGGGGCACGCUAUGCCUGUCGUGUCCACCACCCCAGCCUGCCCGCCUUGGGGCGCAGCGCCGAGGUCACCCUGCAGGUAGCUGGUCUCUCUGGGCCCUCUCUGGAGGAUGCUGUAGGCCUCUUCCUGUCUGCCUUUCUCCUCCUUGGGCUCAUCAACGUGCUGGGCUGGGCCGCUGCCUACCUGGCAACUUCCAAGGAUUCAAUGGAAAAGAAAACACAGUGAGGCCAACUCACCACCAUCCUGGGGAAGCCGCCAUCAUCUCUGGUCUGAGCCACUGUAGUAACUCCCCCAAACUGUAUACCCUUGGUUCCUGCUCCCUCCAGUCUCUCUCCAGUGAGCAGCUGCUUUCUGAAAAGACCCAA
Physeter macrocephalus (sperm whale) is the source of this 1579-nucleotide messenger RNA. It is a transcript of the gene TAPBP, whose product is annotated as TAP binding protein. The transcript is spliced from 8 exons. Gene Ontology annotation, molecular function: TAP complex binding; MHC class I protein complex binding. The coding region runs from base 90 to 1439 and encodes 449 amino acids. The record is from RefSeq and is a predicted model, not a curated record. Gene Ontology annotation, biological process: antigen processing and presentation of endogenous peptide antigen via MHC class I; peptide antigen assembly with MHC class I protein complex. Gene Ontology annotation, cellular component: membrane; MHC class I peptide loading complex. NCBI's taxonomy places the organism in Eukaryota, Metazoa, Chordata, Mammalia, Artiodactyla, Physeteridae.